This is a messenger RNA of Arachis ipaensis, 1450 nucleotides long. The record is from RefSeq and is a predicted model, not a curated record. NCBI's taxonomy places the organism in Eukaryota, Viridiplantae, Streptophyta, Magnoliopsida, Fabales, Fabaceae.
CGCCACAACCUUUUAUAGCAAGGAAUUUGAAACUUACCAUUUAGAAAAAAAGGAUUAGUUGAUUUUGAAUCAAUGUGGGUAAUAGAGUCCUUUUUCUGCGCUUAACACACCAUGCUGACACUACACGUAGGUUUUGAAUUAGUGCGGUAAGAGAGUCCCUUUUCCUAUAACUAUAUUUUAAGGCAAGAGAUAAAAUUGGUUUAUCAUUGAUUGCUCAAGCAGCUGAAUUGCCAACUCUUCCAUGGAGUGGUUCUGAUGUAUAUUUCACUCCCCAGUAAUUGUGCCUUUCUUCUGUCUAGGGUGCCCAAUUAUAAGUUUAAAUUUUUUUUCUUAUAGGUGAAAAUUCCUCCAGGAUUAUAUGAAAUAUUUGCAUAAAGAGAAUUGGAUAAAUACCCUUUUGAGAAACUGUCCUAACCUUACUUUUGUGUUCUUUUUUUUUUCUUUUGGCAAAGUUUAGAAAGUAACAAUCACAAGGAUGUUUCAAGUAAUAAUCACAAGAUGAAGUUCUGAUGCACAUCCUCAUUUAUCUAUGAACCUAUCAGAUCAACCAAGUUGGAACUGUUACAGAGGUCAUUGAGGUGGUGAAGCAGGCAAAGGAAGCACAUUGAGAAGUGGUAACUUCCCAUAGAUGUGGAAAAACUAUAGACCCUUUCAUUGCUGCCACUGGAAUUGAGAAAAUCAGAGAAGUAAUAUGAUUUUCUAGAAAAUAAUUCUUCUGCCUUCAAUGUUAAGAUGUUAUGAGUUUGUUCAAGUGAAUUUUCUUGAGAAAAAAUUCUGCUUCAUUUGCGAAUUGGCUUCUUGAAACUUAGGUCAUUACUCUUUAAAGCUUUUGUGGUGAUGCCAGAGUUUGAGGCCCCAAAAAAGAUGCGAGCUGCCCUCCCUUCGGAGAUUGGGAUGCCGCAUUGCGUCUGGAACUGCAGCCAGGCAGGGGCUUUGGUGGCGUGGGUCCUGCAGGGGGACUCACCGGCGCUCGGGAAGGCUCUCUCCUCUGACAAGAUUGUUGAGCCUUGCUGUGCCCCCUUGAUUCCCGGCAUGGAGGGCAUCAAGAGGGCUGCUCUCGGCGCAGGUGCUUUCGGCUGCACCAUCAGCGGUGCUCGCCCCACUGCCGUUGCGGUCAUUGACGACGAGCGCAAAGGAAUGGAGAUCGGUGAGUGCAAGGUAGAGGCUUUUUUCAAGGAGGGCAACUUGAAGGCCUUGGCUAACAUUAAGCACCUUGAUCACAUUGGUGCUAGGCUUAUCAGUGGCAACUGGAUUUGAAUACCUAUGCCACUGCGGCUGCCAUUGCCAUGGUAUGUUAUGAACCAUCCUUCAUCUUCAGUUCAUCAAGAUGGUACUUCCCCUAUCACAAAGAAAAAGACUGCACUUUUGCAGUGCUUUACACUCCGAAUAUGUUCAUUAUACUUGUGUUUGCAUUUGUUUCUCUGCAUUGCUGGCGAUAAGAUUGGGAGAU